UCGUGCCGCGCCGCGCCGGACGGCUCGGUCGGGACCCGCCGCCAGGAAUCCGCCGUCGGGUCGGGUUGGGCAGGACCGGCGCCGCGCUGGGCAUGGCCGUGCCGGGGAGCUGAAAGUCCCGAACCCGCAGGUUGGGAAGGUGAAACAACGAUUGCUGAAAAGUCCACAAGUGAAGGCAGAGGAAUUCCUGGGGCGGUUCCAGCCAGGACCAGAGUCCCAGCAAGAUGGAUAAGGAAGAGGAGACCCGGGAGAUCCUCCUCCCCAGCUGGCAAGGCAGUGGCUCCCACGGGAUCACCAUUGACCAGACUGAUGAUGGAGUCUUUGUGAAGCAAGUGCAGCAGAACUCCCCUGCUGCCAAAAUGGGAGUCGUGAAGGAAGGGGAUCAGAUUGUGAGUGCUACAAUCUAUUUUGACAACUUGCAGUCUGGGGAAGUCACGCAGCUGCUCAACAGCAUGGGCCACCACACUGUGGGUCUGCGUUUGCAGCGAAAAGGGGACAAGUCUCCACUGCCGGGACAGUCAUGGUCACACGACGUAUUUGCAGCCAGCAGCCCAGAAGUUGUUCUGAGUGCGGAUGAUGAUGAGUACAGGAGGAUUUACACAAAGAAAAUUAAACCACGACUGAAGUCGGAUGAUGCACUAGAAAUAGAGUCUGGUGGAACCCAGAGCAGGACCAUUACGGUCACCAGAAAGGUCACAGCAUACACUGUCGACGUUAGUAGGCAUGAAGGAGCAAAGAGUAUCGACACCAGCAGCCCAGAUUUUAAAACUGGGAUCCCAAAACAGGAAAUCACCCAUGUCACAAAGACCGAUGUUGAAACAGAGCCUGGGAAAACUGUGAUCAAAAUUGCAUCAGGAGAUUUGUCUGGGAAAAACAUGCAAACAGACUUGAGUAUGGACAUCAGAGGGGCAUCUCCUGGCAUUUCAUACACUGGACCGACAAUUGAAUCCUCAACCAGGAAGCUGGAUGUCCACAUGGGCAAGGCUCAGGUUGGAAAGCCUGAGAUAACUGUUUCAGGGACACAAGUCACCGGUGUUCACUUGAGGACUCAGAUGGACUCUAAACUGUCAGAGAUCCAAAUUCCAGGUGGGGAAAUUGGAAAAUCUGUUACAAUGCAGGUGCCAGGACUUAGCAUUUCUGGUACUGAAUUCCACGGCCCUGAAGGCAGCCUUCCCAGAACUCAUGCAAAUGGACAGACAGGAAACCUGGAUGCAGAUUUUCAUGCUAAGGGCCCCAAACUGGAUGGUAAAAUGCACGUUUCUGGCAUGGAUAUCCAAAGAGAACCGCUAGGGGGCAAACAGUCACAAGCUAAUAUUCCUGGCCCUAGUAUUCAGAGAGAUACCAAAGCCCCUGGAGUGGAUAUUUCUUUACCGAUGGUCGAAAGUCCAGAUGUCGAUGUUGGAAAAAUAAAGAUUCCUGCUAUGAAAAUGCCCAAAUUUGGGUUUUCCACUCUGGGUUCUGGCAUCGAUGUUCAGGCUAUGCAGGGAGGCACGGACAUUCCCAUGCCAAAGUUGCAGACUCCUCACAUGGAUGUUCCUGCCCCAUCUGCCCAUAUCAUGGGCUCCAGAGUUUCAUCCUCUUCAGGGGAAGGAGUUAAAGUCACAAAGCCACAGGUGGAUAUGGGGCUGAAAGGUGCUGUGAAACUCCCUUCCUCAGCACUGGAAGUCCCUGGAGUGGAUAUCAAAGGACCCAGUACUGAGCUCAUAGCUCCUGACACAGAUAUCCAAGGUGGCAGGGGAAAACUAAAAAUACCCCAUAUGACACUACCAAAAUUUACUGCAUUGGACUCCCAAGGAGAACGUCCUACCGUGGAAGUGGUGCUCCCAAAGGGGGAGAUGGGACUGGAAGCACUUGAGGUACAUGGUGACACGCCUGAUGUUUCCAUCAAAGGAGAAUGGAAAGCUCCCAAAUUCAGGAAGACUGAAACACCCAAGAUAUCUAUGUCUGAUGUAAAUCUGAAUCUGAAAGGUGCUCACCUGAAGGGAGAUGCGAGUGUCACAGUCCCAAAAAUAGAAGGGGAUAUCAAAGGACUUGGCUUUGACUCGGAAGGACCCAAGAUUGAUGUUAAGGCUCCUGAUGUUGAGUUUGAAUGUCCAGAAGGUUACUUGAAAGGGCCUGGUAUUUCAAUGCCUACCAAAGUAACCAUGCCAGAUAUGGACACUAAUGUGAAGGGACCUCAGCUGAAAGGAGAGGUGGAUGUUUCUAUCCCAGAGAUAAGUGGCAAGUUGAAAGGACCUCAGAUGGAUAUUGAAGGCCCCAAACUGAGAAUGGAUAUGCCUGAAAUAGAUGUUAAAGGCCCCAAAGUGACGAUGCCAGAGAUGCACGUCAAGACCCCACAGAUCUCCAUGCCUGACAUUGACUUGAAUCUGAAAGGCCCCAAAGUGAAAGGAGACCUAGAUGUUUCUGGCCCCAGACUAGAAGGGGAGCUGAAAGCACCUGGACUUGACCUCAAAGGCCCCAGAGUUGACCUCGAAGCACCAGACGUGGACAUUCAUGGCCCAGAAGGUAAACUGAAGAUGCCUAAGCUGAAAAUGCCCAAGUUUGGGGUGCCCGGCCUGAAGGGAGAGGGCCCUGACAUUGAUGUGACGCUUCCAAAGGGUGAGGUGGGUGUUUCUGGUCCCAGGGUAGACACUGAUGUGCCAAGCUUGGACAUUGAAGGGCCAGGAGGAAAACUGAAAGGCCCCAAGCUGAAAAUGCCUGAGAUGAUGCACAUUGACGCACCAAAGGUCUCUGUGCCAGAUGUUGAUCUGAAUUUGAAAGGCCCCAAAGUGAAGGGUGAUGUGGAUGUCUCCAUCCCCUUGGUAGGUGCUGAUUUGAAGGGUCCUGGAUUAGAGCUCAAAGGUCCCAAAGUUGACCUUGAAGCACCAGACAUGGACAUUCACGGCCCAGAGGGUAGACUGAAGAUGCCUAAACUGAAAAUGCCCAAGUUUGGGGUGCCUGGCCUGAAAGGAGAGGGGCCAGAAGUGGAAGUGAAACUUCCUAAGGGAGGUGUAGAAGUCUCUGGUGCAAAGGUAGAUGCUGACAUUGCUAGUUUAGACAUCAAAGGCCCCGAAGGAAAACUCAAAGGCCCCAAAGUGACGAUGCCAGAGAUGCACGUCAAGACCCCACAGAUCUCCAUGCCUGACAUUGACUUGAAUCUGAAAGGCCCCAAAGUGAAAGGAGACCUAGAUGUUUCUGGCCCCAGACUAGAAGGGGAGCUGAAAGCACCUGGACUUGACCUCAAAGGCCCCAGAGUUGACCUCGAAGCACCAGACGUGGACAUUCAUGGCCCAGAAGGUAAACUGAAGAUGCCUAAGCUGAAAAUGCCCAAGUUUGGGGUGCCCGGCCUGAAGGGAGAGAGCCCUGACAUUGAUGUGACGCUUUCAAAGGGUGAGGUGGGUGUUUCUGGUCCCAGGGUAGACACUGAUGUGCCAAGCUUGGACAUUGAAGGGCCAGGAGGAAAACUGAAAGGCCCCAAGCUGAAAAUGCCUGAGAUGAUGCACAUUGACGCACCAAAGGUCUCUGUGCCAGAUGUUGAUCUGAAUUUGAAAGGCCCCAAAGUGAAGGGUGAUGUGGAUGUCUCCAUCCCCUUGGUAGGUGCUGAUUUGAAGGGUCCUGGAUUAGAGCUCAAAGGUCCCAAAGUUGACCUUGAAGCACCAGACAUGGACAUUCACGGCCCAGAGGGUAGACUGAAGAUGCCUAAACUGAAAAUGCCCAAGUUUGGGGUGCCUGGCCUGAAAGGAGAGGGGCCAGAAGUGGAAGUGAAACUUCCUAAGGGAGGUGUAGAAGUCUCUGGUGCAAAGGUAGAUGCUGACAUUGCUAGUUUAGACAUCAAAGGCCCCGAAGGAAAACUCAAAGGCCCCAAAGUGACGAUGCCAGAGAUGCACGUCAAGACCCCACAGAUCUCCAUGCCUGACAUUGACUUGAAUCUGAAAGGCCCCAAAGUGAAAGGAGACCUAGAUGUUUCUGGCCCCAGACUAGAAGGGGAGCUGAAAGCACCUGGACUUGACCUCAAAGGCCCCAGAGUUGACCUCGAAGCACCAGACGUGGACAUUCAUGGCCCAGAAGGUAAACUGAAGAUGCCUAAGCUGAAAAUGCCCAAGUUUGGGGUGCCCGGCCUGAAGGGAGAGGGCCCUGACAUUGAUGUGACGCUUCCAAAGGGUGAGGUGGGUGUUUCUGGUCCCAGGGUAGACACUGAUGUGCCAAGCUUGGACAUUGAAGGGCCAGAAGGAAAAGCAAGAAGUCUCAAAUUUAAAUUGCCUGAGCUAAAUAUUCAGACACCUAAAAUCUCCAUGCCAGAUGUAGAUCUCAGUUUGAAGGCCCCCAAACUGAAAGGAGAUGCAGAUAUUUCUGGUCUAAAGACCCAUGGAGACCUCAAGGGGCCCAAAAUGGAUGUGGAAGGUCCCAAAGUGGAUGUUGAUUUGCCUGAUGUAGACUUGGAAUGCCCAGAAGGGAAAAUAAAAGGCCCCAAAUUUAAAAUGCCUAAGCUCAACAUCAAAGCACCUAAAAUAUCCAUGCCUGAUGUUGAUCUGAACCUGAAGGGGCAUAAGGUGACAGGAGAGAUGGAUGUUUCUGCUCCAAAGAUAGAAGGGGACUUGAAAGAGAGUGGUGUUACUAUCAAGGGUCCAAAAAUAGAUGUCAAGGUCCCAGGUGUUGACCUGGAAUGUCCAGAAACGAAAGUAAAAACGCCUAAAGUAAAGUUGCCUCAUUUUAAUGUGUCUGGCCCAAAGUUUGAGGGGGCUGACAUAGACGUAAAUCUGCCAAAAGGUGAAAUAGGUAUUUCUGGACCAGAGGCAGAAUUAGACACUGACGGACCAGAAGGAAAAUGGAAAGGACCUAAGUUCAGGAUGCCGAAGCUGAACAUUAGAACACCUAAAAUAUCCAUGCCAGAUGUAGAUUUGAACAUAAAAGGACGUAAAAUGAAAGGAGAAAUGGAUAUUACUGUUCCUAAGGUAGAAGGUGAUUUCAAAGGGCCAGAAAUAGACUUUAAAGGGCCCAAAUGUGAUGUGGAGGCACCUGAUAUUGAUUUGGAGUGCCCUGAAGGAAAACUGAAAGGUCCCAAGUUUAAGAUGCCGGAAAUGCACAUCAAGGCACCCAAGAUCUCCAUGCCGGACGUUGACUUUAACCUGAAGGGCCCCAAGCUGAAGGGUGACGUGGACGUGUCUGUCCCGAAGCUCGAGGGUGACCUGAGGGGUCCCGAGGUGGACAUCAAGGGCCCCAAAGUGGACAUUGAGGCGCCCGACGUGGAUAUUCACGGCCCAGAAGGAAAACUCAAAAUGCCCAAGUUCAAGAUGCCCAAGUUUGGGCUGCCGGGGCUGAAGGGAGAAGGCCCGGAGGUGGACGUGAACCUGCCAAAGGGAGACCUGGAGGUUUCCGGUCCGAAGGUGGAUAUUGAGUUGCCAACUGCAGACAGUGAGGGUCUUGAAGGAAAACUGAAAGGUCCCAAAGUUAAGAUGCCGGAAAUGAAUUUCAGUGUUCCCAAGAUCUCCAUGCCUGACAUUGAUCUGAAACUGAAGGGGCCCAAAGUGAAGGGGGCCACUGAUGUUUCUGUUCCAACAGUAGAAGGUGAUUUGAAAGGACCCGAUUUGAAUGUUAAAGGUCCAAAAUUAGAUGUAGACAUUUCUGAUCUUGAUAUUGAAGGUCCUGAGGGAAAAGGGAAAGGACUCAAGAUUAAAAUGCCUGAAAUGCAUAUUAAGGCACCUAAAUUUUCAAUGCCUGAUGUAGACUUCAAUUUGAAAGGUCCCAAAAUGAAGGGAGAAAUGGAUGUGUCUGUACCAAAAAUAGAGGGUGAUUUGAAGGAGGCCAAUGUGCACCUUAAAGGUUCCAAAGUAGACAUAGAGGUUCCUGACAUGGACAGUGAGGGCCCUGAAGGAAAGUUAAAGGGUCCCAAAUUUAAGAUGCCAGAGAUGCAUUUUAAAGCCCCCCAAAUCUCCAUGCCAGACUUUGAUCUGAACCUGAAAGGCCCCAAAGUGAAGGGGGAUGUGGAUGUUUCUGCUCCAAAAAUAGAGGGUGAGUUGAAAGGCCCAGAAGUUGACAUCAAAGGCCCUAAACUGGAUAUUGAUGUUCCUGAUGUUGACCUAGAGUGUCCAGAAGCAAAGGUGAAAGGCCCCAAAGUCAAGGUGCCUGAAAUGCACUUCAAGACACCAAAGAUCUCCAUGCCAGACAUUGAUCUGAACCUGAGAGGCCCCAAGCUGAAAGGGGAUUUGGAGGUUUCAGCUCCCAAACUAGAGGGUGACUUGAAAGGUCCAGAGGUGGAUAUCAGAGGUCUUCAGCAGGACAUAGAAGCUCCUGAUGUGCAUAUAGAGGUCCCAGAGGGGAAGCUGAGAGGUCCCAAAUAUAAGAAGCCUGACAUGCAUUUUAAGGCUCCCAAGAUCUCCAUGACGGACUUUGAUCUGAACCUGAAAGGUCCAAAAGUGAAAGGAGACAUGGAUGUUUCAAUUCCUGGGUUAGAUGGCAACAUGAAAGGGCCUGAGGUAAAUGUAAAAGGUCCAAAAGUGGAUGUAGAAGUUCCUGACAUAGAGCUGGAAUGUCCAGAAGGAAAGGCAAAGGGUCCCAAAUUAAAGCUACCCGAAAUACAUUUCAAGACACCCCAAAUUGCUAUGCCAGACAUUGACCUAAAUAUGAAGGGCACAAAAAUGAAAGGGGAAGUGGACAUUACCCUUCCAAAAUUAGAGGGGGACUUAAAGGGAACGGAAAUUGCCCUCAAAGAACCAAAACUAAAUGUCGAUGUUCCUGAUACUGAGCUGGAAGUUACAGAAGGGAAGCUGAAGAGCCCCAAGUUUAAGAUGCCGGAAAUGCACAUCAAGGCACCCAAGAUCUCCAUGCCGGACGUUGACUUUAACCUGAAGGGCCCCAAGCUGAAGGGUGACGUGGACGUGUCUGUCCCGAAGCUCGAGGGUGACCUGAGGGGUCCCGAGGUGGACAUUGAGGCGCCCGACGUGGAUAUUCACGGCCCAGAAGGAAAACUCAAAAUGCCCAAGUUCAAGAUGCCCAAGUUUGGGCUGCCGGGGCUGAAGGGAGAAGGCCCGGAGGUGGACGUGAACCUGCCAAAGGGAGACCUGGAGGUUUCCGGUCCGAAGGUGGAUAUCGAGGGCCCGGAGCUGGACGUGGAAGGGCCAGAGGGGAAGCUGAAGGGCCCCAAGUUUAAGAUGCCGGAAAUGCAGUUCAAGGCACCCAAGAUCUCCAUGCCGGAUGUUGACUUAAACCUGAAGGGCCCCAAGCUGAAGGGUGACGUGGACGUGUCUGUCCCGAAGCUCGAGGGUGACCUGAGGGGUCCCGAGGUGGACAUCAAGGGCCCCAAAGUGGACAUUGAGGCGCCCGACGUGGAUAUUCACGGCCCAGAAGGAAAACUCAAAAUGCCCAAGUUCAAGAUGCCCAAGUUUGGGCUGCCGGGGCUGAAGGGAGAAGGCCCGGAGGUGGACGUGAACCUGCCAAAGGGAGACCUGGAGGUUUCCGGUCCGAAGGUGGAUAUCAAGGGCCCGGAGCUGGACGUGGAAGGGCCAGGGGGGAAGCUGAAGGGCCCCAAGUUUAAGAUGCCGGAAAUGCACAUCAAGGCACCCAAGAUCUCCAUGCCGGACGUUGACUUUAACCUGAAGGGCCCCAAGCUGAAGGGUGACGUGGACGUGUCUGUCCCGAAGCUCGAGGGUGACCUGAGGGGUCCCGAGGUGGACAUCAAGGGCCCCAAAGUGGACAUUGAGGCGCCCGACGUGGAUAUUCACGGCCCAGAAGGAAAACUCAAAAUGCCCAAGUUCAAGAUGCCCAAGUUUGGGCUGCCGGGGCUGAAGGGAGAAGGCCCGGAGGUGGACGUGAACCUGCCAAAGGGAAACCUGGAGGUUUCUGGUCCGAAGGUGGAUAUCGAGGGCCCGGAGCUGGACGUGGAAGGGCCAGAGGGGAAGCUGAAGGGCCCCAAGUUUAAGAUGCCGGAAAUGCACAUCAAGGCACCCAAGAUCUCCAUGCCGGACGUUGACUUUAACCUGAAGGGCCCCAAGCUGAAGGGUGACGUGGACGUGUCUGUCCCGAAGCUCGAGGGUGACCUGAGGGGUCCCGAGGUGGACAUUGAGGCGCCCGACGUGGAUAUUCACGGCCCAGAAGGAAAACUCAAAAUGCCCAAGUUCAAGAUGCCCAAGUUUGGGCUGCCGGGGCUGAAGGGAGAAGGCCCGGAGGUGGACGUGAACCUGCCAAAGGGAGACCUGGAGGUUUCCGGUCCGAAGGUGGAUAUCGAGGGCCCGGAGCUGGACGUGGAAGGGCCAGAGGGGAAGCUGAAGGGCCCCAAGUUUAAGAUGCCGGAAAUGCACAUCAAGGCACCCAAGAUCUCCAUGCCAGACGUUGACUUAAACCUGAAGGGCCCCAAGCUGAAGGGUGACGUGGACGUGUCUGUCCCGAAGCUCGAGGGUGACCUGAGGGGUCCCGAGGUGGACAUUGAGGCGCCCGACGUGGAUAUUCACGGCCCAGAAGGAAAACUCAAAAUGCCCAAGUUCAAGAUGCCCAAGUUUGGGCUGCCGGGGCUGAAGGGAGAAGGCCCGGAGGUGGACGUGAACCUGCCAAAGGGAGACCUGGAGGUUUCCGGUCCGAAGGUGGAUAUCGAGGGCCCGGAGCUGGACGUGGAAGGGCCAGAGGGGAAGCUGAAGGGCCCCAAGUUUAAGAUGCCGGAAAUGCACAUCAAGGCACCCAAGAUCUCCAUGCCGGACGUUGACUUUAACCUGAAGGGCCCCAAGCUGAAGGGUGACGUGGACGUGUCUGUCCCGAAGCUCGAGGGUGACCUGAGGGGUCCCGAGGUGGACAUCAAGGGCCCCAAAGUGGACAUUGAGGCACCCGACGUGGAUAUUCACGGCCCAGAAGGAAAACUCAAAAUGCCCAAGUUCAAGAUGCCCAAGUUUGGGCUGCCGGGGCUGAAGGGAGAAGGCCCGGAGGUGGACGUGAACCUGCCAAAGGGAGACCUGGAGGUUUCCGGUCCGAAGGUGGAUAUCGAGGGCCCGGAGCUGGACGUGGAAGGGCCAGAGGGGAAGCUGAAGGGCCCCAAGUUUAAGAUGCCGGAAAUGCACUUCAAGGCACCCAAGAUCUCCAUGCCGGACGUUGACUUAAACCUGAAGGGCCCCAAGCUGAAGGGUGACGUGGACGUGUCUGUCCCGAAGCUCGAGGGUGACCUGAGGGGUCCCGAGGUGGACAUUGAGGCGCCCGACGUGGAUAUUCACGGCCCAGAAGGAAAACUCAAAAUGCCCAAGUUCAAGAUGCCCAAGUUUGGGCUGCCGGGGCUGAAGGGAGAAGGCCCGGAGGUGGACGUGAACCUGCCAAAGGGAGACCUGGAGGUUUCCGGUCCGAAGGUGGAUAUCGAGGGCCCGGAGCUGGACGUGGAAGGGCCAGAGGGGAAGCUGAAGGGCCCCAAGUUUAAGAUGCCGGAAAUGCACUUCAAGGCACCCAAGAUCUCCAUGCCGGAUGUUGACUUAAACCUGAAGGGCCCCAAGCUGAAGGGUGACGUGGACGUGUCUGUCCCGAAGCUCGAGGGUGACCUGAGGGGUCCCGAGGUGGACAUCAAGGGCCCCAAAGUGGACAUUGAGGCACCCGACGUGGAUAUUCACGGCCCAGAAGGAAAACUCAAAAUGCCCAAGUUCAAGAUGCCCAAGUUUGGGCUGCCGGGGCUGAAGGGAGAAGGCCCGGAGGUGGACGUGAACCUGCCAAAGGGAGACCUGGAGGUUUCCGGUCCGAAGGUGGAUAUCGAGGGCCCGGAGCUGGACGUGGAAGGGCCAGAGGGGAAGCUGAAGGGCCCCAAGUUUAAGAUGCCGGAAAUGCACUUCAAGGCACCCAAGAUCUCCAUCCCGGACGUUGACUUAAACCUGAAGGGCCCCAAGCUGAAGGGUGACGUGGACGUGUCUGUCCCGAAGCUCGAGGGUGACCUGAGGGGUCCCGAGGUGGACAUUGAGGCGCCCGACGUGGAUAUUCACGGCCCAGAAGGAAAACUCAAAAUGCCCAAGUUCAAGAUGCCCAAGUUUGGGCUGCCGGGGCUGAAGGGAGAAGGCCCGGAGGUGGACGUGAACCUGCCAAAGGGAGACCUGGAGGUUUCCGGUCCGAAGGUGGAUAUCGAGGGCCCGGAGCUGGACGUGGAAGGGCCAGAGGGGAAGCUGAAGGGCCCCAAGUUUAAGAUGCCGGAAAUGCACUUCAAGGCACCCAAAAUCUCCAUGCCGGACGUUGACUUAAACCUGAAGGGCCCCAAGCUGAAGGGUGACGUGGACGUGUCUGUCCCGAAGCUCGAGGGUGACCUGAGGGGUCCCGAGGUGGACAUCAAGGGCCCCAAAGUGGACAUUGAGGCACCCGACGUGGAUAUUCACGGCCCAGAAGGAAAACUCAAAAUGCCCAAGUUCAAGAUGCCCAAGUUUGGGCUGCCGGGGCUGAAGGGAGAAGGCCCGGAGGUGGACGUGAACCUGCCAAAGGGAGACCUGGAGGUUUCCGGUCCGAAGGUGGAUAUCGAGGGCCCGGAGCUGGACGUGGAAGGGCCAGAGGGGAAGCUGAAGGGCCCCAAGUUUAAGAUGCCGGAAAUGCACUUCAAGGCACCCAAGAUCUCCAUGCCGGACGUUGACUUAAACCUGAAGGGCCCCAAGCUGAAGGGUGACGUGGACGUGUCUGUCCCGAAGCUCGAGGGUGACCUGAGGGGUCCCGAGGUGGACAUUGAGGCGCCCGACGUGGAUAUUCACGGCCCAGAAGGAAAACUCAAAAUGCCCAAGUUCAAGAUGCCCAAGUUUGGGCUGCCGGGGCUGAAGGGAGAAGGCCCGGAGGUGGACGUGAACCUGCCAAAGGGAGACCUGGAGGUUUCCGGUCCGAAGGUGGAUAUCGAGGGCCCGGAGCUGGACGUGGAAGGGCCAGAGGGGAAGCUGAAGGGCCCCAAGUUUAAGAUGCCGGAAAUGCACUUCAAGGCACCCAAGAUCUCCAUGCCGGACGUUGACUUAAACCUGAAGGGCCCCAAGCUGAAGGGUGACGUGGACGUGUCUGUCCCGAAGCUCGAGGGUGACCUGAGGGGUCCCGAGGUGGACAUCAAGGGCCCCAAAGUGGACAUUGAGGCACCCGACGUGGAUAUUCACGGCCCAGAAGGAAAACUCAAAAUGCCCAAGUUCAAGAUGCCCAAGUUUGGGCUGCCGGGGCUGAAGGGAGAAGGCCCGGAGGUGGACGUGAACCUGCCAAAGGGAGACCUGGAGGUUUCCGGUCCGAAGGUGGAUAUCGAGGGCCCGGAGCUGGACGUGGAAGGGCCAGAGGGGAAGCUGAAGGGCCCCAAGUUUAAGAUGCCGGAAAUGCACUUCAAGGCACCCAAGAUCUCCAUGCCGGACGUUGACUUAAACCUGAAGGGCCCCAAGCUGAAGGGUGACGUGGACGUGUCUGUCCCGAAGCUCGAGGGUGACCUGAGGGGUCCCGAGGUGGACAUUGAGGCGCCCGACGUGGAUAUUCACGGCCCAGAAGGAAAACUCAAAAUGCCCAAGUUCAAGAUGCCCAAGUUUGGGCUGCCGGGGCUGAAGGGAGAAGGCCCGGAGGUGGACGUGAACCUGCCAAAGGGAGACCUGGAGGUUUCCGGUCCGAAGGUGGAUAUCGAGGGCCCGGAGCUGGACGUGGAAGGGCCAGAGGGGAAGCUGAAGGGCCCCAAGUUUAAGAUGCCGGAAAUGCACUUCAAGGCACCCAAGAUCUCCAUGCCGGACGUUGACUUAAACCUGAAGGGCCCCAAGCUGAAGGGUGACGUGGACGUGUCUGUCCCGAAGCUCGAGGGUGACCUGAGGGGUCCCGAGGUGGACAUCAAGGGCCCCAAAGUGGACAUUGAGGCACCCGACGUGGAUAUUCACGGCCCAGAAGGAAAACUCAAAAUGCCCAAGUUCAAGAUGCCCAAGUUUGGGCUGCCGGGGCUGAAGGGAGAAGGCCCGGAGGUGGACGUGAACCUGCCAAAGGGAGACCUGGAGGUUUCCGGUCCGAAGGUGGAUAUCGAGGGCCCGGAGCUGGACGUGGAAGGGCCAGAGGGGAAGCUGAAGGGCCCCAAGUUUAAGAUGCCGGAAAUGCACUUCAAGGCACCCAAGAUCUCCAUCCCGGACGUUGACUUAAACCUGAAGGGCCCCAAGCUGAAGGGUGACGUGGACGUGUCUGUCCCGAAGCUCGAGGGUGACCUGAGGGGUCCCGAGGUGGACAUUGAGGCGCCCGACGUGGAUAUUCACGGCCCAGAAGGAAAACUCAAAAUGCCCAAGUUCAAGAUGCCCAAGUUUGGGCUGCCGGGGCUGAAGGGAGAAGGCCCGGAGGUGGACGUGAACCUGCCAAAGGGAGACCUGGAGGUUUCCGGUCCGAAGGUGGAUAUCGAGGGCCCGGAGCUGGACGUGGAAGGGCCAGAGGGGAAGCUGAAGGGCCCCAAGUUUAAGAUGCCGGAAAUGCACUUCAAGGCACCCAAAAUCUCCAUGCCGGACGUUGACUUAAACCUGAAGGGCCCCAAGCUGAAGGGUGACGUGGACGUGUCUGUCCCGAAGCUCGAGGGUGACCUGAGGGGUCCCGAGGUGGACAUCAAGGGCCCCAAAGUGGACAUUGAGGCACCCGACGUGGAUAUUCACGGCCCAGAAGGAAAACUCAAAAUGCCCAAGUUCAAGAUGCCCAAGUUUGGGCUGCCGGGGCUGAAGGGAGAAGGCCCGGAGGUGGACGUGAACCUGCCAAAGGGAGACCUGGAGGUUUCCGGUCCGAAGGUGGAUAUCGAGGGCCCGGAGCUGGACGUGGAAGGGCCAGAGGGGAAGCUGAAGGGCCCCAAGUUUAAGAUGCCGGAAAUGCACUUCAAGGCACCCAAGAUCUCCAUGCCGGACGUUGACUUAAACCUGAAGGGCCCCAAGCUGAAGGGUGACGUGGACGUGUCUGUCCCGAAGCUCGAGGGUGACCUGAGGGGUCCCGAGGUGGACAUUGAGGCGCCCGACGUGGAUAUUCACGGCCCAGAAGGAAAACUCAAAAUGCCCAAGUUCAAGAUGCCCAAGUUUGGGCUGCCGGGGCUGAAGGGAGAAGGCCCGGAGGUGGACGUGAACCUGCCAAAGGGAGACCUGGAGGUUUCCGGUCCGAAGGUGGAUAUCGAGGGCCCGGAGCUGGACGUGGAAGGGCCAGAGGGGAAGCUGAAGGGCCCCAAGUUUAAGAUGCCGGAAAUGCACUUCAAGGCACCCAAGAUCUCCAUGCCGGACGUUGACUUAAACCUGAAGGGCCCCAAGCUGAAGGGUGACGUGGACGUGUCUGUCCCGAAGCUCGAGGGUGACCUGAGGGGUCCCGAGGUGGACAUCAAGGGCCCCAAAGUGGACAUUGAGGCACCCGACGUGGAUAUUCACGGCCCAGAAGGAAAACUCAAAAUGCCCAAGUUCAAGAUGCCCAAGUUUGGGCUGCCGGGGCUGAAGGGAGAAGGCCCGGAGGUGGACGUGAACCUGCCAAAGGGAGACCUGGAGGUUUCCGGUCCGAAGGUGGAUAUCGAGGGCCCGGAGCUGGACGUGGAAGGGCCAGAGGGGAAGCUGAAGGGCCCCAAGUUUAAGAUGCCGGAAAUGCACUUCAAGGCACCCAAGAUCUCCAUGCCGGACGUUGACUUAAACCUGAAGGGCCCCAAGCUGAAGGGUGACGUGGACGUGUCUGUCCCGAAGCUCGAGGGUGACCUGAGGGGUCCCGAGGUGGACAUUGAGGCGCCCGACGUGGAUAUUCACGGCCCAGAAGGAAAACUCAAAAUGCCCAAGUUCAAGAUGCCCAAGUUUGGGCUGCCGGGGCUGAAGGGAGAAGGCCCGGAGGUGGACGUGAACCUGCCAAAGGGAGACCUGGAGGUUUCCGGUCCGAAGGUGGAUAUCGAGGGCCCGGAGCUGGACGUGGAAGGGCCAGAGGGGAAGCUGAAGGGCCCCAAGUUUAAGAUGCCGGAAAUGCACUUCAAGGCACCCAAGAUCUCCAUGCCGGACGUUGACUUAAACCUGAAGGGCCCCAAGCUGAAGGGUGACGUGGACGUGUCUGUCCCGAAGCUCGAGGGUGACCUGAGGGGUCCCGAGGUGGACAUCAAGGGCCCCAAAGUGGACAUUGAGGCACCCGACGUGGAUAUUCACGGCCCAGAAGGAAAACUCAAAAUGCCCAAGUUCAAGAUGCCCAAGUUUGGGCUGCCGGGGCUGAAGGGAGAAGGCCCGGAGGUGGACGUGAACCUGCCAAAGGGAGACCUGGAGGUUUCCGGUCCGAAGGUGGAUAUCGAGGGCCCGGAGCUGGACGUGGAAGGGCCAGAGGGGAAGCUGAAGGGCCCCAAGUUUAAGAUGCCGGAAAUGCACUUCAAGGCACCCAAGAUCUCCAUGCCGGACGUUGACUUAAACCUGAAGGGCCCCAAGCUGAAGGGUGACGUGGACGUGUCUGUCCCGAAGCUCGAGGGUGACCUGAGGGGUCCCGAGGUGGACAUUGAGGCGCCCGACGUGGAUAUUCACGGCCCAGAAGGAAAACUCAAAAUGCCCAAGUUCAAGAUGCCCAAGUUUGGGCUGCCGGGGCUGAAGGGAGAAGGCCCGGAGGUGGAUGUGAACCUGCCAAAGGGAGACCUGGAGGUUUCCGGUCCGAAGGUGGAUAUCGAGGGCCCGGAGCUGGACGUGGAAGGGCCAGAGGGGAAGCUGAAGGGCCCCAAGUUUAAGAUGCCGGAAAUGCACUUCAAGGCACCCAAAAUCUCCAUGCCGGACGUUGACUUAAACCUGAAGGGCCCCAAGCUGAAGGGUGACGUGGACGUGUCUGUCCCGAAGCUCGAGGGUGACCUGAGGGGUCCCGAGGUGGACAUCAAGGGCCCCAAAGUGGACAUUGAGGCGCCCGACGUGGAUAUUCACGGCCCAGAAGGAAAACUCAAAAUGCCCAAGUUCAAGAUGCCCAAGUUUGGGCUGCCGGGGCUGAAGGGAGAAGGCCCGGAGGUGGACGUGAACCUGCCAAAGGGAGACCUGGAGGUUUCCGGUCCGAAGGUGGAUAUCGAGGGCCCGGAGCUGGACGUGGAAGGGCCAGAGGGGAAGCUGAAGGGCCCCAAGUUUAAGAUGCCGGAAAUGCACAUCAAGGCACCCAAGAUCUCCAUGCCGGACGUUGACUUAAACCUGAAGGGCCCCAAGCUGAAGGGUGACGUGGACGUGUCUGUCCCGAAGCUCGAGGGUGACCUGAGGGGUCCCGAGGUGGACAUCAAGGGCCCCAAAGUGGACAUUGAGGCGCCCGACGUGGAUAUUCACGGCCCAGAAGGAAAACUCAAAAUGCCCAAGUUCAAGAUGCCCAAGUUUGGGCUGCCGGGGCUGAAGGGAGAAGGCCCGGAGGUGGACGUGAACCUGCCAAAGGGAGACCUGGAGGUUUCCGGUCCGAAGGUGGAUAUCGAGGGCCCGGAGCUGGACGUGGAAGGGCCAGAGGGGAAGCUGAAGGGCCCCAAGUUUAAGAUGCCGGAAAUGCACAUCAAGGCACCCAAGAUCUCCAUGCCGGACGUUGACUUAAACCUGAAGGGCCCCAAGCUGAAGGGUGACGUGGACGUGUCUGUCCCGAAGCUCGAGGGUGACCUGAGGGGUCCCGAGGUGGACAUCAAGGGCCCCAAAGUGGACAUUGAGGCGCCCGACGUGGAUAUUCACGGCCCAGAAGGAAAACUCAAAAUGCCCAAGUUCAAGAUGCCCAAGUUUGGGCUGCCGGGGCUGAAGGGAGAAGGCCCGGAGGUGGACGUGAACCUGCCAAAGGGAGACCUGGAGGUUUCCGGUCCGAAGGUGGAUAUCGAGGGCCCGGAGCUGGACGUGGAAGGGCCAGAGGGGAAGCUGAAGGGCCCCAAGUUUAAGAUGCCGGAAAUGCACAUCAAGGCACCCAAGAUCUCCAUGCCGGACGUUGACUUAAACCUGAAGGGCCCCAAGCUGAAGGGUGACGUGGACGUGUCUGUCCCGAAGCUCGAGGGUGACCUGAGGGGUCCCGAGGUGGACAUUGAGGCGCCCGACGUGGAUAUUCACGGCCCAGAAGGAAAACUCAAAAUGCCCAAGUUCAAGAUGCCCAAGUUUGGGCUGCCGGGGCUGAAGGGAGAAGGCCCGGAGGUGGACGUGAACCUGCCAAAGGGAGACCUGGAGGUUUCCGGUCCGAAGGUGGAUAUCGAGGGCCCGGAGCUGGACGUGGAAGGGCCAGAGGGGAAGCUGAAGGGCCCCAAGUUUAAGAUGCCGGAAAUGCACAUCAAGGCACCCAAGAUCUCCAUGCCGGACGUUGACUUUAACCUGAAGGGCCCCAAGCUGAAGGGUGACGUGGACGUGUCUGUCCCGAAGCUCGAGGGUGACCUGAGGGGUCCCGAGGUGGACAUCAAGGGCCCCAAAGUGGACAUUGAGGCGCCCGACGUGGAUAUUCACGGCCCAGAAGGAAAACUCAAAAUGCCCAAGUUCAAGAUGCCCAAGUUUGGGCUGCCGGGGCUGAAGGGAGAAGGCCCGGAAGUUGAUGUAAAUCUACCUGAAGCGGACUUUGGUAUUACAGGUCCAAAAGUAGAUAUUAGCAUUCCUGAUUUGGACAUUGAAGGUGCGGAAGGUAACCUAAAGGGCCCUAAACACAAGAAGCCUGACAUGCAUUUCAGUGUUCCUAAAAUCUCCAUGCCAGAUAUUGAUUUAAAUUUGAAAGGUCCAAAAUUUAAGGCUGAUGUUGACGCUUCUGUUCCAAAAAUAGAAGGUGAGCUGAAAACUCCUAAGCUAGACAUGAAGGGUCCGGAAAUUGAGAUUGAGACACCAAAGCUUGAUAUAGAAGGAAAAUCUAAAAAAUCCAGGUUUAAACUUCCAAAGUUUGGGUUUUCUGGUCCUAAGGUGUCCAACCCUGAUAUGGAUGUGAAACUUAAAAAACCUGACAUUGAAGUAUCUGGUCCAAAAGUUGAUGGUCAUACUCCGGAUGUGGACGUGCAGGCAAAAACAAAAGGAUCGAAAUUUAAAAUGCCUUUUCUGAGUAUUUCUUCACCUAAGGUUUCAGUGCCAGAUGUGGAGCUAAAUCUGAAGGGGCAUAAACUGAAAGGAGAUAUAGAUGUCUCCAGUCCCAAGUUGGAAGGGGAACUGAAAGGAACUGACAUGGAUAUCAAGGGGCCCAGAGUCAACAUUGAGGCACCUGACACAGAUAUUCACGGGCUGGAGGGUAAACUCAAAAUGCCCAAGUUCAAAAUGCCCAAAUUUGGCUUGUCUGGAUUUAAAGCUGAGGGACCGGAGCUGGACAUUAGCAUUCCAAAAGGGGACCUUGAUGUUUCAGGUCCCAAGCUGGACGUGGAAGGCUCCAAACUGGAAAUUGAAGGGCCAGAGGGGAAUCUCAAGGGCCCCCAAGUCAAGAUGCCAGAAAUGCACAUAAAGAUGCCUAAGUUCUCCAUGCCUGACAUUGACCUGAAUCUGAAAGGCCCCAAAAUAAAGGGGGAUGGGGAUGUCGGUUAUUCGGAAGGGGUUCUGAAGGGAUCUGAAUUAGAUAUAAAAGGACCAAAAGUGGAUGUAGAGGUCCCUGACCUUGACAUUGAAGGCCCCGAAGGAAAACUGAAAGGACCCAAAUUUAAAAUGCCCGAAGUGAAUAUCAAGUCUCCCAAUAUUUCCAUGCCAGACUUUGAUUUGAAUUUGAAAGGUCCUAAGCUGAAAGGAGGUGUGGAUGUUGAUCUUUCAGUGCCCAAACCAGAAGGUGACUUGAGUGGGCCAGAAGUUAAUAUUAAAGGACCAAAGGUUGACAUCGAUGCUCCUGAACUGGAUGUUGAAGGGCCAGAAGGAAAAUGGAAAGGUCCCAAGUUUAAAAUGCCAGAGAUGCACAUAAAGUCUCCCAAAAUUUCAAUGCCCGAUAUUGACGUAAACUUUAAAGGUCCUAGGCUUAAAGGAGACAUAGAUGUUUCUGCCCCCAAACUAGAAGAGGAUUUUAAGGCUCCUGACAUCAAUAUUGGAGGCCCCAAGGUUGACACUGAUGUGCCAGAUGUGGACAUUCAUGGCCCAGAGGGUAAAUUCAAAAUGCCCAAAUUUGGAAUGCCUGGCUUCAAAGGGGACAGCACGGAGAUGGAUGUAAAUCUUCCAAAGGGAGAACUUGAUAUUUCCAUUCCCAAGGUGGACAUUGAUGCUCCAGAUCUGGACAUUAAAGGGCCAGAGGGCAAACUGAAGGGCCUUAAAUUCAAGAUGCCGGAGAUGCAGUUCAAGGCGCCUAAAAUCUCUAUGCCUGACAUUGAUUUGAAUCUGAAAGGCCCAAAGUUGAAAGGAGAGGUGGAUGUGCCAAAAGUAGAAGGUGAUUUGAAAGGUCCUGAACUGGAAAUAAAAGGACCUGAAGCAGACAUAGAUUUUCCUAAUGUGGAGAUCGAAGGACCAGAAGGAAAAUGGAAAGGCCCUAAACUGAAGAUGCCAGAGUUGCACUUUAAGGCUCCUAAAAUUUCUGUGCCGGACAUUGAUAUGAACCGAAAAGGUCUGAAAGUGAAGGGGGAUGUGGAUGUGUCUGUGCCAGCUGUGGAAGGUGAUUUGAAAGCACCAAAAGUUGAUAUUAAGGGCCCUGGUUUGGAUAUCAGUGCCCCAGAUGUUAAUAUUGAGGGCCCCGAAGGAAAGUUAAAGGGUCCCAAAUUUAAGAUGCCAGAGAUGCAUUUUAAAGCCCCCCAAAUCUCCAUGCCAGACUUUGAUCUGAACCUGAAAGGCCCCAAAGUGAAGGGGGAUGUGGAUGUUUCUGCUCCAAAAAUAGAGGGUGAGUUGAAAGGCCCAGAAGUUGACAUCAAAGGCCCUAAACUGGAUAUUGAUGUUCCUGAUGUUGACCUAGAGUGUCCAGAAGCAAAGGUGAAAGGCCCCAAAGUCAAGGUGCCUGAAAUGCACUUCAAGACACCAAAGAUCUCCAUGCCAGACAUUGAUCUGAACCUGAGAGGCCCCAAGCUGAAAGGGGAUUUGGAGGUUUCUGCACCUGAACUGGAAAGCCCUAAAGUUGAGAUCGAGGCCCCUGAUGUGGACAUUGAGGGCCCUGAGGGGAAGCUGAAGGGUCCUAAGUUUAAGAUGCCAGACAUGCACUUUAAAGCUCCCAAAAUCUCUAUGCCAGACUUUGAUCUGAAUUUGAAGGGCCCCAAAGUGAAAGGAGACUUGGAUACAUCGGUGUCAGGAAUGGAAUGUGAACUGAAAGGUCCAGAAGUUAUCAUUGGAGAUCCUAAAUUAGACAUAGAUCUCCCUGAUGUGGAUAUAGACAGCCCAGAGCCUAAAUUCAAGGUGCCUAAAUUAAAAAUGCCCAAGUUUGCAAUGCCUGGCUUCAAAGGAGAGGGGGCAGAUGUGAAUGUGAACCUGCCUAAGGGAGAUAAUGAAAUUUCCGGCCCUAACAUAGAUAUAGAGGCUCCUGAUUUGAUUAUGGAAGGAAAACUAAAAGGUCCCAAAUUUAAGAUGCCUGAAAUGCAUGUCAAGACACCGAAGAUUUCUGUGCCCGAUGUUGACUUUAAUCUGAAAGGCCCCAAGCUGAAGGGAGACCUGAAUGUCUCUGCAACAAAGUUGGAAGGGGAUUUGCAAUGUCCAGAAGUUGACAUCAAAGGCACAAAAUUGGAUGUUGAGGCACCUGACGUAAAUAUUGAAGGGCCAGAUGGAAAACUUAAAGGGUCCAGAAUCAAGACGCCUGACAUGCAUGUCAAGACUCUCCAGAUCUCUAUGCCAGACAUAGACCUGAACCUAAAGGGACCGAAGCUGAAAGACAAUGUUGAUGGUCCAUGUCCAAAACUCGAGAUAGAUGUGAAGGCUCCUGAAACUGAUGUUAAGGGCCCCAAAAUAGAUAUCGAGCGUGCAGAGGUUGAUGUUCACGGUUCAGAGGGAAAACUGAAAAUACCUAAAAUGAAGCUGCCGAAGUUUGGAAUGCCUGGCUUUAAAGGGGAAGGCCCUGAGGUGGACACAAACCUGCCAAAGACAGAGGCUGACCUUUCAGGUCCCAAGGUAGAUAUCGGUGUCCCAGAUGUAAGCAUUGAAGGUUCAGAAGGAAAACUGAAAAGUCCUAAACUUAAGAUGCCAGAAAUGCAUGCAACUGUUCCUAAAAUCUCAAUGCCUGAUAUAGACUUGAAUUUGAAAGGCCAUAAAACAAAGGGAGGCUUUGAUAUUACAUCCCCAAAGACUGAAGGUAAUCUAAAGGGUCCUGAAAUUGAUAUCAGAGUCCCAGAAUUUGGAGUCAAAGGUCCUGAAGUUGAUGUUGAGGGUCCCGAUGUGCAUGUUGAGGGCCUAGAGGCAAAUGUCAAACUUCCCAAGCAUAAGAAACCGAAAUUCGGGUUUGGGGUGAGAAGCCCAAAGGCAGAAAUCAAGGUUCCGGGUGCAGAGGUGGAUUUUCCGGAGGCUGAACUGAAUGUGGACUCUCCUGAUGUGAGUAUGUCUGGAAGAGGUAAGAGGAGCAAAUUCAAGAUGCCUAAACUUCAUAUGAGCGGUCCUAAAGUUAAAGGAAAGAAAGGUGCAUUUGAUGUGAAUCUCGCUGGUGGAGAGCUCGAUGCAAAUGUGAAAUCUCCAGAUCUGGAUAUGAAUGUAGCUGGUCCAGAUGUGACAAUAAAAGGUGAUGUUAGUGUGAAGUCUCCCAAAGGAAAGAAACCCAUGUUUGGGAAGAUCUCUUUCCCAGAUGUUGAAUUUGAUCUUAAAUCACACAGAUUCAGAGGGGACGCUUCUGUGGCAGUCCCAAAAACAGAAGGGGGACUUAAAGUGCCUGAUCCGGAAGUGUCCAUGUCAACCCUCAAAGGUGAGGUUAAAGGCCUGAGUCUCAAUAUGGAUGCUGAAGCUCCUGACGUGAGGCUGAAGAAACCCAAAAUUGAAGGUGACCUAAAAGAACCUACCAUUCAUGCUUCCGUUCCUUCGGUCACAGUGCCAGACCUCGACUUAAGUGUGAAAGGACCAAAAGUAAAAGGUGAAGUCAGUGUUCCUGCAGUAGAACUAGUAGGUCCAGAAGGAAGGCUAAAAUUGCCCACAGUCUCAUUGCCCAAGAUGGGGAAAACGGGUCUCAGCCUGGAAAGGCCUGACGCAACCUUGGACAUCUCUGCCACGUCGGUUGAAGGAAACGUGAGCCUCCCUUCAGCUGAAGUGAGCCUUGGAGGUGUUGAUACAAAACUAAAAGGACCCACGGUCUCUCUACCUGAUUUUGAUGUAAACCUGAAAGGACCAAAAAUAAAGGCAGAUUUGGAUGUUUCAAGCUCCAUUGAAGGGCAAAAGGUCAGCCUGGAUGCACCAGAUGUUGACACUGGAGGUUGUGAAGGAAAGUUUAAAAUGCCAAAGUUUAAAUCCCCCACUGUGGAGGGAGCUGAUCUGAGUAUGAAAGGAGGCAUUGGAUGCUCCAUUCCACAAACGGAAGCUGGCAUAAAAGCCUUAGGUGCAAAUGUCGAUCUCGGCAUUCCGAGUGUCAACAUCAAAGGGCCCUCGGUGGACGUUUCUGCUCCGGACUUUGAUGUAAACCCGAAAGGACCAAAGUUGAAAGGAGACCUUGAUGUUUCUGCUGGCAUUAAAUCCCCCAAAGUAUCUGUGGAUGCUCCAGAUGUUGGCUUUGAAGGUCUAGGUGGCACAAUUAAACUCCCUUCCCUCAAAAUCCCCCAGUUUGGCAUUUCCAGCCCUUCUGUCGAGGAUUCUGAUAUGCGUAUUAGUCUCGGAGGACUGCAAGAUAAAGGAGGCCUUAAGGGCUCAGGGGUUGAUAUUGGGUGGGGAGGACCUGAUGUGGAAUUGAAAGGGCCUAAAAUUCAAAUGCAAUCACCUGGUGUUUCCUUGCAUGAUGUUGAUUUGAAGUUGAAAGGACCAAAUGUAGAGGCUGACACAGAUGUCACCAGUGAAAUCAAAGGUCCAAAAACUGAAAUGGAAGUGUCUGGCAUCGACAUUAAGAAGUCUGGAGUGGGUGUCCACCUUGACACUCCUGUCUUUGAUGCAUCUGCACCAAAACUUUCCCCGUCAGAUUUUAACGUGAAUUUAAAAGGGCCUAAGAUCAAAGGUAGCGCCACCCUUUCCGGAGAUGUGUCGGCAGCUACUGUGAAUGCUGGUGGGGGUGCUUUUCAUGUUACUGGACCAAAGGUAGGAAUUGGAGCUCCCAGCAUUGGUGCAAGUAUCCCACAAGGUAGCCUAGGAAAAGUAUCGUUCCCUAAGCUGAGAAUGCCUAAGUUUGUAUUUUCAGACCCUGAGAUAAAGGGCAGAGAAGUAGGGGUUGAUGUAGAGUUCCAUCAGGCAGAUGCUAGCCUUCAUGCCGGUGCUGUAGAGCUUGAGUUGGAAGACCCAGAUAUCAGACUAAAGAAAUCCAAAAUUAAAAUGCCAAAAUUCAAUUUUACAAAACAGAAGGGAAAGAGUGGCAGUGCCAUGGGCUCCCCAGAGGCUUCUGGGUCCAUUUCGGGAUCAAAAGGAGAUCUGAAGAGUUCCAAGGUGAGCCUGGGGUCUGCAGAGGGUGAUCUAGAUGGAGGAGAGGGCCCAUCAGCCAAAGGGAAAUUUUCCCUCUUUAAAAGUAGGAAAACACGUCAUCGGUCGUCAUCCUUCAGCGAUGACCAUUCUUCCCGUUCAAUGCCGACAGGAACCCUGGAGCUUGAUGUCAGCUCAGGUGCUGACAAAGGGAAGCAGGCCAAAAUGAAAUUUGGAACGUUUGGGGGAAUAGGGUCAAAAACUAAAGGUUCUUACGAGGUAACAGGAAGUGACGAUGAGACGGGAAAGAUGCAGGGUAGUGGGGUCUCAUUAGCAUCUAAAAAGUCACGCCUGUCAUCCUCCUCAAGCAAUGAUAGUGGCACAAAGGGUGGCUUCCGCAUGCCUGCAGUGGAGCUGACAGUUGCGAAAAAGAAAGAGUAGUGUGUCUGUACAUAAGUGCCUCUGUAUAUAGAUAGCCCUUCCUGGGUUUGUAUAUACAUUUUGUAGCUUGGGAUACUUUCAACCUCAGCAACAGAAUGAGCAAGGCCUGGCAGGAAAUGUCAUGUCCUGUGCUGCCCGUGUGACAGGGCAGUGCUUCUGGGUAAGUGACAGAGGAAUCGAAAGGUCAGAAGGGAGGCAGGGAUGGGAAGAGAGGUGAGAUGGAUGCAUAGUCCAUCCAAUGCAUUUGAAGCUUCUCUGUGCUUGAGACUUUGGUUUGUGCAGCAAACGCUGAGAUCUUAAAUUUACUAGCAAGCUAUUUUGAUAUUUUUCAUUUUAUUGAAUAUUUUCAGUGUUUUGGUUAAUGGAAAUCUUUCUUCCAUUUUAAUGAUUUUUUGGCUUUUAUUUGUGGAGCUUAAGUUUCUGUCACAAAAACGGAUAUAUUGAAAAUAUUGUAAAAUAUAGAUGCAACUGAGAUUGUCAAUUUAAUUCCUAUUACGGGGUAGAAAAAAUAAUCCAUGUAUUUCCCAUGGUUUUGUUGCUUAAGGACAUGGUAUCAAAUAACCUCAGGAGUCAUGCAGUGAGAUUGAAAGGACAGUUAAAUGAACAAAUAGCUGACCCAGUUUGUGCAGGAAGUAUGUCUCAAAGAUCAUUGCAAAUUCCCAUUGCAAAGACUGGGCAUGAAUUUUAUUGAUGUGUUCUUUGUUGCCUGCAUACAUUUGUUUUAUUAUUUGUAUUAUAAGAGAAAGCUUGUCUCAGUUGUGGCAUAAAAACUUGCAAUGGCCACUCUUCUGGUAUUUGUUACAAUUUCUGUUAACAAGUGUAUCUCGAAUGAAAAAAGAAAUAAUCCUUUCAGCACUUUAAUGGCAAAUUAAUUGAGAAUGUAAGAAGGUCUUGUAAAAUGCAAAUAAAAAGUUUAUUAACCAUGACUCACCAAAA
This is a messenger RNA of Rhea pennata, 23603 nucleotides long. It is a transcript of the gene AHNAK, whose product is annotated as AHNAK nucleoprotein. Gene Ontology annotation, cellular component: cytoplasm; nucleus; costamere. NCBI's taxonomy places the organism in Eukaryota, Metazoa, Chordata, Aves, Rheiformes, Rheidae. Gene Ontology annotation, molecular function: protein binding. The transcript is spliced from 5 exons. The record is from RefSeq and is a predicted model, not a curated record. The coding region runs from base 225 to 22667 and encodes 7480 amino acids. Gene Ontology annotation, biological process: regulation of RNA splicing.